Messenger RNA from Acanthochromis polyacanthus (spiny chromis), 3627 nucleotides. It is a transcript of the gene evx2, whose product is annotated as even-skipped homeobox 2. The record is from RefSeq and is a predicted model, not a curated record. NCBI's taxonomy places the organism in Eukaryota, Metazoa, Chordata, Actinopteri, Pomacentridae. Gene Ontology annotation, cellular component: nucleus. Gene Ontology annotation, biological process: regulation of transcription by RNA polymerase II. Gene Ontology annotation, molecular function: RNA polymerase II cis-regulatory region sequence-specific DNA binding; DNA-binding transcription factor activity, RNA polymerase II-specific. Bases 577 to 1827 code for a protein of 416 amino acids. The transcript is spliced from 3 exons.
AAAUGAAGAGGGAAAUGUUGCUCCGCUCAUUUUAUUAAUCAGACUGUCAAUUUCACCCAAGAGGCCAAACCCAAGAGCAAUCUAAAACAGACUCAGAGAUCAACCCAGGGACAAGCACCUCGCUCCUCACUCCUCUCUUCCUCUCCACUUGGAUAUUAUUCGUCUGACCGAAGGCCGCCUCCAUCAUCAAGUGACAGCCCUCUCCUAUUUAUUUGCUUAUAAACCUGUUACAAUAAAUGAUCAUUGGAGCAACGUCAGCCGAGCAUUUUAACAACGAACAGCGACCACUUUUUGAUGAAUGACAUUUCUGCUGCUGCCGGGGAGGAUGCAGGGCUCAUUUUGAGCAGUCGCUCGUCGAUUGCAUUCAGAUUCUUUUCAUUUUUUGCGUCUUGCUUAUAAAAAGCUUUACGGACAGUUAUUUAGACACACUCGCUGAGUUGCAUGCGGAUUUAGCUCCGACACAACUCAUUGGUGCUCCAGCCCUCUGGACAAGCGUGCUGCUGCUGCUGGUGGAGGUGGUGGUGGUGCUGCUGGUGUGUUUUUGUUUUUUUCACCCCCUUUUUUGUGCGCGGCUUAAUGAUGGAGAGGAUAAGAAAAGAGAUGAUAUUGAUGGAGAGAGGUCUGCACAGUCCUGUCGCCGGGAAGAGGCUCUCAGACACGCCUGGAAAUUCAGUGCUGGAGGCCCUGGAAAACUCUCAGCACGGCGGACGGCUAAGCCCGAGAAUAACUUCGGCUUCUCUCCAUGGAAACCUUGGGGACAUCCCGACCAAAAGCAAAUUUGAAAUUGACAGUCUUUUCGGUACGCACCACAACAGCGAGAACACUUCGUCGGCGGAGAUUUCCUCGUCGGAAAGCAGGAAGAAAAUGAGCAUUUACUCCGAAGUUUCGCAAGAAUCAGAUAUUAACAGUGAUGUGGAGGUGGGAUGCCCCUCGCAUCGCUCCCCGAGUCAGCACAAGGAAAACAACAAAGGUUUUUCAGACAGUAAUUCUGGAUCUUCCAACUCCAGCUCCAACUCCCUCCAGAACAUGAACGGUAAUUCAUCGGGAGGAUCAAACAAUUCAAACAGCGACCAGGUCAGAAGGUAUCGGACUGCUUUCACCAGAGAACAAAUCGGAAGACUGGAAAAGGAGUUUUACAGGGAAAAUUACGUUUCGAGACCGAGACGGUGCGAGCUGGCCGCUGCGCUAAAUCUGCCCGAAACUACAAUUAAGGUGUGGUUCCAGAACAGGCGGAUGAAGGAUAAAAGGCAGCGUUUGGCGAUGUCCUGGCCCCAUCCGGCAGACCCCAGCUUCUACACUUACAUGAUGACGCAUGCGGCAGCUACAGGGAGCCUACCUUACCCUUUCCACUCGCACAUGCCUCUACAUUACUACCCGCACGUCGGUGUCACCGCAGCAGCAGCAGCCGCCGCCGCCACCGGUGCCGCCUCGUCACCUUUCGCCACCUCCAUCCGGCCCCUCGAUACCUUCCGGGCGCUCUCCCACCCCUACUCGCGGCCAGAGCUCCUGUGCAGCUUCAGGCACCCGGGACUCUACCAGUCGCCCGCAGGCCUCAACAGCUCGGCGGCGGCGUCAGCGGCAGCGGCGGCUGCAGCCGCGGCGGCGGCGGUGAGCGCUCCGUCCGCCACCGGGCCUUGUUCGUGUCUGAGCUGCCACAGCAGCCAGGCGGCCAGCGCGCUGGGCUCCAGGAGCGCCAGCGCUGACUUUACCUGCACAGCUUCCGGGCAAAGAUCCGAGAGUGGAUUUUUGCCGUAUUCUGCCGCUGUCCUCAGCAAAACCUCAGUCCCGUCACCAGACCAACGAGAAGAAAGUUCACUUAACAGAUAACUCAUCACACAGCCACCGUUUCCUAUUUUGCUCUAUAGUCCUACUUUAGGGGAUAGGCCUAUUUUAAAGAUCACACCUGAGGGAAGCAGUGAGGCAGCACUGGAAACACACACCAACACACACAUGGAGAUCCAUUCUGGUUCAAUUUCAAAAACACUCUGCGACAUCUAAAAUUUUUCAACUCACACACAACUUUUCUAAAGGCUUGUGUUGGACCCAGUUUAAUGUGUAAUUAACUCACAUAUUUGGGAGGAAAAAAAUAACAAACCAUUUAUUUAAUUCCGUCUGCUCUCAUGCCUCAAUCAGUGUGACAUUUUAAAUUAUUUUCUAUAAUUUCCACACAUAUUUCUGCGGCUCACAUGUCCAAACUCCAACGUGACCAACUCAGCUUUUGGUUCUAAAACCCAAACUAAUUAUGCCAUCUAAAUUUAGAUAGCAGAAGGUCUGCUUUUUCCCCCCUCCCUGCUUUCUUUUUGCCCAGCAGCAUAUCUUUCUUCACUAGGCCUAAUAAACUGAGAUUUUUUGGCAGCAAUAGCUUCUCCAACACCCAGCCUGUGCUCUGUGGGGACACCCCUAAUCAGCUUAGAAGGUGCAUCUAAUUCUGCAGCGCGUCUUUGGUGUCAAUUUUUAUGUUAAUAAUGAGAGGAUCAUGACAAAAAUUGCCAAUCAUGUACCUAGAUGGAGCUCCUUUGAAUACGUGACUGUAAGAAAGUUCCUCGUUUUGAGACCCGCUGUCAAGUGCUAACAACCCGCGGAGGGAAGUCAUUAGACAUACAAAAGAGCUGGAACAAAGCGACAGUGCUGGUACACAGAAUGCACUGAGAGAGGAUACUAUCUGACACAUGGAGGCUGGGAAAUAUUACACACUAAAGCAGCUUUCCAAGAGCCACCCUGAUUUGAUUUUAGUUGUAUUUUUUUUGCUGUGUUGAUGAUGAAGGGAAAUACCUCGAUAUGUCCAGCAGCCUCUCUCUCUUUUUUAUUUACAUUGCUGAACCUCAUUCUAACAAGCCAGUAUUUUCAUAGGUAUGUAAAUCCCUAUAGGAGCUCUUCACUCACAGUGACGGGACUGAGCAAAAGUUCAGGGCAAAAAUAGUCCGGCUUUUACAAUCUGUCUGCGCCUGUAAAAAUGGCUUCUUUUUUUAAAAAUAACUCGUUCCUGUUGGGACAUCACCGAUAUGUUAAUUAUAAAACAUGUGAACUGUAAAUCGUUAAAUAUUUUGCAAAUAUCACAGAUAGUCCUACUGAUAUUAGCUGAAUUAUUGAUCUGGGGAAACGCACCAUGAAAAAUGUGGAUUGGUAGGCUAUUUUUUCACAUUUUUCCCCCCUCUCUCUUUUUAUUCUUAUUUAUUUUUUUGUGUGUGACUUGCUGAAUGUUUUUUCAUGUUAAAACACUGGAUGUACUUCUCUAAAACGACCAUCACGGUAGGCUACAAAAAAAUUGGCGUGUAAAUUCACCAACAGUCCAAAAAGAAAAAAAAUCACGAUCUGCUUUUUUUCCCGUGCAGAAUCGAAGAAUUAAUUAUGGAGAACAUUUUUCUUUACGGUCCACUCAAAAAAUAAUCCUAAUAAUGGAGGCUUUGAAAGGGCUGAUGAACAGGCACUGAAAUUAAAUGAAAAUGUAUCGGCCUUUUUGUCCCUAGGGUCUCUGUUAUAACUCUAUAUCUCUGUAUUUAAAAUAUCAAUGACUGUAUGAAUUUAAAUAUUUUAACUUGAAAAAAAAUGUGCAAUAUGAAAUGUAAAUCAUGUUAUUUAUUGAUCGUGUUUGUUCUUGGAAAAUAAAAUAAAAAAAAUCUUUACACA